AUGGAUCCAAAAGUAAAUGACAAAUUUGCUAAGUGGUUGCACAUGAGAUAUGGUUUGAUCAAGGCAUGUACAAUCGUCAAAGGAAAGAUACACAGAUAUCUUGGAAUGACUUUGGAUUUCUUGGUGAAAGGAAAACUCAAGAUCCGCAUGGACAACUAUGUCAAGAACAUGUUGGAAGAUUUUCCUAUCAAGUUUAACAAGGAUUCAAAGCAGGAAACACCAGCUG
Molecule: messenger RNA, 226 nt
Organism: Cylindrotheca closterium
Lineage: Eukaryota; Bacillariophyta; Bacillariophyceae; Bacillariales; Bacillariaceae
Source: the annotation of a GenBank genome assembly